AUGGAUAAUACAAUACAAAAUACUAAUAGAGAUUAUAUUUCAUUAUUUGUACAAGGUUGUGUGGAUCGUGUUAUUCAUUCACACAAUGAAAAACAAUUAGAAUCAAUGAAAGAACAAGUAACACCUAUUAUGGAAAUUGAUAUACCAAUGUAUCAACAAACAAUUUCACAUUUAAAUGUUAAAUUACAAGAUAUGGAAACUAGAUAUAAGGAAUUACUUGAAUUCCAUCAAGUAGAAUUAAAUGUUUUACAAUCUCAAUAUCAACAAUUACAACUUAAACAUCAAAGAGAUAUGAAAGAGCUGAUGACUAUUUAUAAGAAGGAAAAUAACCAACAAUAUUUUAUUAAUAAUACUAAUACUAUUAAUAAUAAUACUAUUAACAAUAAUACUAAUAAUACUUCUACUACUAAUAAUAAUAGUGAUAAAUUAAUUCAAAUAGCCAAGAUUGAAUAUCAAAGUUUACAAACAGAAUAUGAAAAUUUAGAAUUAAAAUAUCAAGAAGAUAUUUCUAAAUAUUGUAAAGAAAUUGAAGAUUUAAAUUCAAAUAUUCAACAAUAUCAACAUUUAAUAUUACAAUAUGAUGAAAAUAUUAAUCACCUAAGAUGUAAAUAUGAACAAAUUCAAACAGAAUCUAUUGAACAAUUAAAAAGAUUAAGAUUAACAAGACAAGAUUAUUUUAAUCAAUUAAAUCAAAUUAAGAAUGUAAAUAGUUCAUUACAAGAACAAGUAAAUAAUUAUAAAAUACAAAAUGAAAAAUCACAAAUUGAAUCAUGGACACUUUAUAAUACAAAUAAGCAUUUAACAUUAAGAUUAGAUUAUUUAUUAAAUGGACAAGAUAAUUUAUUACAAGUUCAAUCAAAUAUUAAAUCUGAAAUUGAAUUAAUUGAAAUGAAAUAUAAUAACAUGAUUAAAUCAUAUAAUUUAUUAAAGAAUGAAUAUCAACAUGUUAUUAAAACAUCACAACAAACUUUAUUAAGAUAUGAUGAUUUAUUAAAUAGAUGUAAAUUAGAUAGAUCUUUUUAUCAGGAAUUUAUUCAAUAUGAAAUUUUACCUUAUUUGGAAGUUGCAAGCUUGGAUCCAACCAAUGAAAGACAAUACAAAACACUUCUCCACUUUUUAAUUCAUUCCAUUAAUAAGAAUAUACUAAUAACAGAUCAAUAUCAUUAUAAUACAACUCAUCAAUCUAAUGAUAGUGAUAUUAAUAAUACCAAUAAUACUAAUAAUAAUAAUACCUCUAUCUCCCCACUAGAUACACAGUGUUGUACAACAACAAUUUCAAAUUUCAAUGAUAAUCAACAACAAUCAUCAUCACAACAAUAUGAAGUAGAAGAAAUUAUCAUAUCAUCCACUCAAGUGUGUGAUGAAAUGAAUGAACAAGAUCAAUAA
Molecule: messenger RNA, 1386 nt
Organism: Naegleria gruberi
Lineage: Eukaryota; Heterolobosea; Eutetramitea; Acrasida; Naegleriidae
Exons: 1
Coding region: 1-1386 (461 amino acids)
Source: RefSeq, a predicted model, not a curated record